Molecule: messenger RNA, 3092 nt
Organism: Lolium rigidum
Lineage: Eukaryota; Viridiplantae; Streptophyta; Magnoliopsida; Poales; Poaceae
Product: nuclear poly(A) polymerase 4-like
Exons: 11
Coding region: 343-2487 (714 amino acids)
Cellular component (GO): nucleus
Molecular function (GO): poly(A) RNA polymerase activity; RNA binding
Source: RefSeq, a predicted model, not a curated record
CCACGGUCGGGGGCUCGGAGUCAGGGCUGGCUGGCUGGUAGGUAGAUGAUGAAGGCUUCCGCGUCCUCGCUGUUCCGAUCCGUGUACCAGUAGGUUCCCUUGGUCGGGUCGGACUAGGAUUCGUGCUCCUCUUGGCAGAACCCGACAUAUAUAGAAGGUCGAGAUAGGUCGUCCUCUGCUCAGCUUCGUGCGAAAGAUUCGAUCUUUGGGGGCGGCUGGGCUGCGAUUUUGCCGACUGCUUAGAGGCGCCGAUCUGUGCGAGUUGUUAGGGUUUCCGUUUCUUGAGAUUUUGUCCCCAAGACGGCCCUUUAGGAGUGAGGAUUUUGUGGCUGUGAGACGAGAAUGACGACUUCUAAUAAGCCGAUUUCGCUGGCUGGGCCGGUCGACGCCGAUGUGCUCAGGACAGCGGAGUUAAACAAGUUCUUGGUUGAUGCUGGGCUAUAUGAAACCGUGGAGGAGUCGGCCAGGCGAGAGGAGGUGCUGGGGGAGCUUGACAAGAUUGUCAAAGACUGGGUGAAGCAGUUAACUAGUCAGAGGGGGUACACCGAUCAAAUGGUCGAAGAGGCAAAUGCCGUGCUUUUCACCUUCGGGUCGUACCGUCUUGGGGUCCAUGGACCUGGGGCUGAUAUCGACACGUUAUGUGUUGGGCCUUCUUAUGUGAAUCGUGAGGAGGACUUCUUUAUUGUACUGCAUGACAUAUUAUCGCAAACAGAGGAAGUGACUCACCUCCAACCUGUACCUGAUGCACAUGUCCCUGUUAUGAAAUUUAAAUUCCAUGGGAUAUCAAUUGACCUUCUUUAUGCCAGCGUUUCUCUCUUAGUUGUACCAUCUGAUUUGGAUAUCUCUCAGGAAUCAGUGCUUUAUGAGAUUGAUGAAGCUACUGUUCGCAGUCUUACUGGCUGCAGAGUGGCUGACCAAAUUCUUAGGCUUGUUCCGAAUAUUGAGAACUUCCGAACAACACUAAGGUGUUUGAAGCAUUGGGCAAAAAGAAGAGGUGUUUACUCAAAUGUUACUGGUUUUCUUGGAGGUGUCAAUUGGGCAUUACUGGUUGCACGUGUCUGCCAGCUCUAUCCUAAUGCUGUACCAAGUAUGCUGGUCUCGAGAUUCUUCAGAGUCUUCACCCAGUGGCACUGGCCAACUCCAGUGAUGCUGUGUGCUAUUGAAGAGGAGGAGCUUGGUUUUCCUGUCUGGGACCCGCGCAAGAAUCCUCGUGAUAGAACUCAUCAUAUGCCCAUUAUCACCCCAGCAUAUCCAUGCAUGAACUCUAGCUACAAUGUAUCGACCAGCACACUGAGGGUUAUGAUAGAGCAAUUUCAGUUUGGCAAUAAAAUAUGCCAGGAAAUUGAGCUGAAUAAGGCUAAUUGGUCUGCCCUUUUUGAACCUUUCAAUUUCUUUGAGGCAUAUAAAAAUUAUCUACAAGUUGACAUCAUCGCCGAAGAUGAUGCGGAUCUUAGACUUUGGAAGGGAUGGGUGGAGUCUCGGUUAAGGCAACUGACUUUAAAGAUUGAACGGGAUACAUAUGGGAAGUUGCAAUGCCAUCCUUACCCAUCAGAGUAUGCAGAUCCUUCUAGACAGUGUGCUCAUUGCGCUUUCUUCAUGGGUUUAUCAAGGAAAGAAGGUGUGAAAAUACAAGAAGGUCAAGCGUUUGAUAUACGUGGGACAGUUGAUGAGUUUAGGCAUGAAAUCAACAUGUAUAUGUUCUGGAAGCCUGGGAUGGAGUUGGCUGUUUCUCAUGUUCGGAGGAAGGAAAUUCCUGCUUAUGUAUUCCCAGAAGGAUACAGGCGACCUCGUCCUCAGAGGCAUGUGAAUCAUCAUCAACAGUCUGGUAAAAAUGCAACUGAGAAUGGCACAUUGACUGGAUCUCCAGAUGGUCAGCUAAAGAGGAAGCAUGCUUCUGAUGGAGUGAAUGAUACUGAACCUUGCAGAUCUGUUAAGAGGGCUUCAGUCAGCCCAGUUCACCCUAAAACUUCAUCACCACUGUCUGGGAGCCCGGUUCAACCCAAAACUUCAUCACCUCUGUCUGGGAAUGUUAGUGACGAUCCCACAAGCAACAACCAAACCAAAGAUACUUCUAAUGCAAGCGGUGGGAGUCAGGAUUCCCCUAGCAGUGGCAAUGAAGAACAAGCAAAGUGUUCAAGUUCAUCACAGGCAUCUGAGAAAAGCUUGGAUUCGAUCCCAUCAGGAUCCAAAUGUGUGAAAGUGGAAGCUGCCUGUUCCGGUGACGUGACCAGCAAGCAAGCAAACUGUAUUUCACAUGUCAAUGACAACACUGCUCCAGCUGUCGUAGUCAGUACAACUUUAAAGCGUGUUGCUGAGAAGGUUGUAUUGGAGCUCGUUGGAAGUGAAAGCUUGGGUGGCAAUAAUGCAGAUUUACUGCACAUCACAGAAAAGGACAUGGGAAAUGUCCUUGCUGAAAAAGUCCACUUCGGUGGGAACGGAGUUUCUCAGAGCGGCCUCCAUGAAGAGCUAGAGCUCAUGCAGGUGUGAACUCGGAUGGAUCCAAGAAGUCAGCACUGAGGCAUGGUCUUGAACCCAAUCCUUGUACAUUGACUAUUGCCGUUGUUCCAUUUUCUUUAUACUCUGCUUUUCGGUAUUUGUUUGCUACUUUCUGCAGGGUUAGUCUGAUGUCUACAGCAUGAAGUUGGAGAACGGGGGAAUGGAGGGUCUGGUGUCUCUUUGGUAAGUUGCUCAACUCACAAACUUUCCUUUUGGACACAGAUCUGCAAAAGCACUGGGGAUCCUUGGAAGGAAGAUGGUGGAAAAUCAUGUCAGGCAAUGACAUGGCAAAAACAGCAUUCAAGCAAAGUUUCCGUCAUGGGAGGCCAUAAGAUGUCUACCAGCUCUAGAUUAUGGCAAGUUCUUUUAUCGAGCCUAGCUCACCCCGUAACUUCGUGUCCAGAGUUGCGGUGUAGUUGGCUAUAAUGGACCAGCAGUCCCCCCUGGGUUGACUUGUUAACUUCCCAGGGUUGUCCUGCUCUUCUGCUGUAGAUCUAGAUUGGAAAUAGACGUGACUUAUCCUCCUGUAAUUCUCAAGGCCCCAUUUGUACCCCUCCAUCCGUUGUAAUAUAAGAUUUGCAAGAUGGUUCAUUGUA